Messenger RNA from Lottia gigantea (owl limpet), 426 nucleotides. RefSeq lists its product as hypothetical. The record is from RefSeq and is a predicted model, not a curated record. Lineage: Eukaryota; Metazoa; Mollusca; Gastropoda; Lottiidae. The transcript is spliced from 3 exons. The coding region runs from base 1 to 426 and encodes 141 amino acids.
AUGGCUAGUCGCUUACAAGGUCCCAUACAGGAAUGUUCGGGCUAUUUAAAUCAUUUAGUGGACUUGGACGAGGAUAUUUACCAAAAGUAUACUGGAUUUGAGGAAUUACUCGAUAGGUUUGAUUGCACCGUGGAAUUCUCUGUUCAUUGGACAUGUUCUCAUUGCAAGGUGGUCGUGACACUUGUAAACGAUGCAAGUAUCACUGACUCGUUGUCUCGCUCUUCUGAAGAUCGACGAGAAACUGUCAUACGCACGGGCAGUGAUUCUUUUGAAAAGAAAACCUCUCAGAUCAAUAAUGUAUUCAUGGCCUUCUCCCCGCCGUAUACUGGAGCUGCAUUAGGACCAUCAAGCUAUCAACAUAUAGCAGUACUGUAUAGAAACAAUAAUAAUAUUGGUAAACAGAACAUAUACCCACAGGAAAUAUAA